Messenger RNA from Pseudoliparis swirei, 1247 nucleotides. It is a transcript of the gene tp63, whose product is annotated as tumor protein p63. NCBI's taxonomy places the organism in Eukaryota, Metazoa, Chordata, Actinopteri, Perciformes, Liparidae. The record is from RefSeq and is a predicted model, not a curated record. The coding region runs from base 42 to 1247 and encodes 401 amino acids. Gene Ontology annotation, biological process: regulation of transcription by RNA polymerase II; protein tetramerization; apoptotic process. Gene Ontology annotation, molecular function: RNA polymerase II cis-regulatory region sequence-specific DNA binding; DNA-binding transcription factor activity, RNA polymerase II-specific. Gene Ontology annotation, cellular component: nucleus. The transcript has 9 exons.
CCCUGGAGGAGCACACAGCCUGUCUCACCCUCAGCGCCAGCAUGCUGUACCUGGAGACCGGGACCGGGCCCACGGCCUACAGCGAGUCCCAGUACACCAACCUGGGGCUCCUGAACAGCAUGGACCAGAGCAUCCAGAACGGCUCCACGUCCACGAGCCCGUACGCCAGUGAGCACGCGCAGAGCGCGGCCGCGGCCGCGUCCCCGUACGCGCAGCCCAGCUCCACGUUCGACGCGCUGUCGCCGUCUCCCGCCAUCCCGUCCAACACCGACUACGCCGGCUCGCACGCCUUCGACGUGUCGUUCCAGCAGUCCAGCACCGCCAAGUCCGCCACGUGGACGUACUCCACAGACCUGAAGAAGCUGUACUGCCAGAUCGCCAAGACCUGCCCGAUCCAGAUCAAGGUCCUGACCAACCCGCCGCCGGGCGCCGUGGUGCGCGCCAUGCCGGUCUACAAGAAGGCGGAGCACGUGACGGAGGUCGUGAAGCGCUGCCCCAACCACGAGCUGAGCCGCGAGUUCAACGACGGUCAGAUCGCUCCUCCCAGUCACCUGAUCCGCGUGGAGGGAAACAACCACGCCCAGUACCUGGAGGACUCCAUCACCGGGAGGCAGAGCGUCCUGGUUCCCUAUGAGCCUCCUCAGGUCGGGACAGAGUUCACCACCAUCUUGUAUAACUUCAUGUGUAACUCCAGCUGCGUGGGAGGAAUGAACCGCCGGCCCAUCCUCAUCAUCGUCACCCUGGAGACCAGAGAGCCCCAGUACAGAACCUUGUGGAACUCCGUGGCUCACAUCAAAGGCCGUGAGAUCUAUGAGAUCCUGGUGAAGAUCAAGGAGUCUCUGGAGCUCAUGCAGUUCCUCCCUCAGCACACCAUCGAGUCGUACCGGCAGCAGCAGCAGAACCUCCUCCAGAAGCAGGCCUCCAUGCAGCCUCAGCCCCCCUACGGCUCCUGCUCGCCUCCUCACGGGAAGGUGAACAAGCUCCCGUCGGUGAGCCAGCUGAUCAACCCCCAGCAGAGGAGCUCCCUGACCCCCAUGAGCGGCCUGACCGACAUGACGCCCAUGAUGGGCGCGCACAUGGCCGACAUGAGCGCCCUGAGCCCCACUCACGCCCUGCAGCCCCCGCUGCCCCUGGUGCCCUCCUCCCACUGCACCCCCCCUCCUCCAUACCCCAUGGACAGCAGCAUCUCCAGGUACCAGCCAAUCAGAGAGGGAGAGACACUUAAAGGGCUGGCGCGUUGCAUGUAG